GCGAAUGUGUUAAGAUAUGAUGCCCCAUCCGCGUACGUUUCACUAGGUGAGUUUUUACAAAAGGACACUCUGUCAAGUCAGUAUUCAUUUUGUUAACUAUUCGACAAUGAUUAUUUUACAACAGUUUAUAUAAUGCAGAAAUUAAUUAUUGAUUCCCACCUCUACUGCAGCCAUUGUACAAUGUAGUUUGCUUGAGAGCGUUGAGACCACAUUCCAUACAUAUUUCUAUGUCUGCAAAAGCAACUUGCAGCGAAACAAAGAAACCGGUCUUGUAGCACCUGGUGAUGCAGUUUAUCGAUGCAACAUUCCAUUCGAACAAAGAAACAGGUAAAGUAGCGUGGGUUACCACCUCCAACUGUUAGUCGGCGUGGGUACAAGUUCCACAUUGCCUGUUAGUAUAAAUAUCAUACCCCGCCUUUACUGUUCAGUUUAUAUCUACAAGUUUACGCAGUGCAAACAAUGGCAGACAAUCCAAAAAACGUAUUAAGUUUAAAACAUCGCGAAAGUGAUGACGAAUUGACCGAUGACGAAUGGGUGCCAUCGUUCGAUCGGAGAGUGGACCAAAAUUUUAUUACCAACCGGGCCAACCAAGCAGUGCAGGAAAUAAUUAUUUUGAGCGACACAGUUUCCUCCGACAGAACCAUACGCCAGGAUAUAUCAGUGUCUUCGUUGCAAACAUCCAUCGUCGAGGGGCCUUUGGCAGCCUCUCCGCAGAAAAAGCGUGCUGGGAGCCCGAUUUUAGCGUCCAGCAGCACUUCGGUGGUACGCUCUAGCGACGAGGGACCUUCGGCAGCAUCUCCUCCGAAAAAGCGUGUUACGACUCCGAUCUUGGCAUCUAGCAGCACUUCGGUGGAGCGCUCCAUCGACGAGGGAACUUCACCACAAUUUCCAAAAAGUCGUGUUGAAAUCUUGGCCUCCAGCAGCACAUCGAUGGGACGCCCCGUCGACGAUGAGGGUCCAACCUUCCGCCCAACGAUCACAUCAACUCCAAGACAAAAUUGUAUUGAAAUCUUGGCCUCCAGCAGCACAUCGAUGGGACGCCCUGUCGACGAUGAGGGUCCAACCUUCCGCCCAACGAUCACAUCAACUCCAAGACGAAAUGACGGGCUGGAUGAUGUUGUUGAGUCGAUAAGGGCGAAAGCGGCCCUACAACACAUCCAGCUUGAAGAGUUCAAAAACAUCUGGUACGGCGAUUUUAAACAGUACGUGAGGCGAAAAGAAGCCGAGUUUAUUAAUGAGGUGAGAUUUAGAAGACAAACAACUAUCCAAAAUUUAGAGAAAAUUAACGAAUAUCGCAAAGUACUGGAUGAAAUCGCCGAGGAGUUGACGGUAGACAUUAACAAUAUGAAUGCCACCAUGGCAUAUAUGGAUGGUUUUGCGGAAGGGUUACCAGAGAAGAUGUUCAACUUACCGAAUGCUCCUCGACCCCGACCUCCCUCGGAUUGACUGAACGUGAUAGACUUUUUAAUGUUAGUGU
Molecule: messenger RNA, 1477 nt
Organism: Anoplophora glabripennis (Asian longhorned beetle)
Lineage: Eukaryota; Metazoa; Arthropoda; Insecta; Coleoptera; Cerambycidae
Exons: 2
Coding region: 460-1446 (328 amino acids)
Source: RefSeq, a predicted model, not a curated record